This is a messenger RNA of Halteromyces radiatus, 1715 nucleotides long. RefSeq names its product CigA protein. The transcript has a single exon. Bases 29 to 1636 code for a protein of 535 amino acids. NCBI's taxonomy places the organism in Eukaryota, Fungi, Mucoromycota, Mucoromycetes, Mucorales, Cunninghamellaceae. The record is from RefSeq and is a predicted model, not a curated record.
UUUUUUUUUUACUUCCCUUUGUUCAAGAAUGGUUUCUCAUCUACUUCCUCGAAGAAAAUCACCAGUAGUGAUAGUAUUCUGUUUAUUAUCUAUCCUUUUAAUAUUAUUUCUACAUUCUUCUACUUUACAACGACCUCCUUCUCUUUCUUCAUCCACAGUGAUCGAUAAUAAUAAUAAUAAUAUUCCCAUCACGUCGUCAACCGAAUCGUCUUCAUCUUCAAUCAUACCCGUUGUCUUUCCUGAACCAUUCACUUUUCAUACACCAACAGCUGAUGAAAAAUUCAUAACCUAUCUUCCACACUCUGGUUUUCACAAUCAACGUAUUGAAUUGGAAAAUGCUUUACUGUUGGCUUUUUAUUUAAACCGCACACUUCUUGUUCCUGAUGUUUAUCUGGGCAAUCCAGCCAUGCCAUGGUUACGUUUUGAUAAGAUGUACGAACGAAUACUAUUACAAACAAAACGCGGAUUGGAUCACUGUCUUUUGAUUCCUCGGGGUGCUCCUUAUCCAAUGGAAUGUUUGAAUUAUAAUCGAUGGACCAAAGUACCCUGGACAUUUUUCUAUGAUCUAAAGCCACUUACUUCACAAGUACGGAUAGUUUUACGACCUGAUCUGAGCAUUCAAUGGUUAGAAUCGACCUUGGGAUUAAAUCAAAAAACUGAUAUUCAUUUUCUAAAGGAUGUAUCACCGUAUGAAUUCCGAGUGUAUGAUCACAUGCAGUCCAAGACACCACUGUCGAAAUUUAUGCAUAGGUACGAUGUCGCCACGCUGGAAGCCAUGGAUGCAACACUUCUUCAUUUUGGAUCGGUAUUUGGUACUCAUCGUGUAUUAGCGCAACAAGCGGCUCAUGCGGCAUGGUUGAAGCAAAUAAGAACGCAUUUGAUUUUCCGUAAUCCUGUUCUGGUGAGUACGGCACAAAAAGUGGUGGAUCAACUAGGUGGCGUAGGCUCGUUUGUUGGAUUACAUAUACGUGUGGGUGAUGGCUUAUUCAAGGUGCGGGCAUCGAUCAAUAUAGAUGAUAUCUAUCAUUCACUAGUGAAUCAAUUCACGGAUUUGACUUUGGAAGAACUCGAACAAUUGGAUGCGAAUCACGACGAAGAUAGAAAGGAACGUACGGAUUACGAAGUGAAAACUUUACGACAAAUCACCAAUGUCUCAUCAGCAAUGCCACUCGUUGUAGAUCACACAGGCUAUGAACAAGAUAUUUCCUCUUUAUGGAUCGGUGAUACCCCUCCUUCUACCCUUGAUUCUCAGUUAUCAUGUCACAAACGGAAAAAGGAUAACAGUAAUAAUGUCAAUGUCACUCGAUUCAGUCGCGCCAUUAUCUAUAUCGCUACCGAUGCUCCCAAUCCAAAAGAACAUCCGUUACUGCGUAAAAUUUAUAAUACAUUCCCAUGUGUUUUUGAUUUAUCUGAUUUUGCCUUUGUGUUUGACGCAUUACGCCAAGUCCACGUGGUAGAGGAAAAUGUACAAUUAGAUGAUUACUUGAUUCCCAUGUUAGAUGCUAUUAUUGCUGCUCAUGGUCACCACUUUUUCGGUACAAAGGAUAGUACUUUUACAAGUUAUAUUGAACGUCAACUUCAUCCUGUUUAUACACACAAAGAAGUCAAACUUGCUGGUCCCCCUGUUAUUCGUUAAAUAUUAAUAAUAAUAAAGAUUCUUUUCCUUCUAUAUCAAUAUAAAACAAAUAUUAUUCUUUCAAUAAAUAUAUAUAUUC